CCGAUUGAAGGCAAACCGAAGAGCGAUAGAAAAAGAAAGAGACAGAGAAAGAGGAUGAACGCGGCUCGGAUUCACGACAAACACAAGCUGAGGUCGUUCUGGGAGCAGAAGAUUGAGGAGCAUGGCGAGCAGGAGGUGGAGGAGGAGCGGCGCCGGAGGAGCAGCGCCCUGACACGACUGAGGGAGCAGUGGGUGGUUCAGCUGGAUCACAGGAAUCAGCACCAGCAGAGUUUCUUCGAGGAGCGAAUGAGACGAGUGCAGGGCGUUCGGCAGAGCCUCAGGAAGCUGGACUCACCCUGAACCCAGCAGUACACUCCCAUCAGGCCGUGGGGCUGACAGCAGCCGC
Salarias fasciatus (jewelled blenny) is the source of this 346-nucleotide messenger RNA. RefSeq names its product protein FAM240C-like. Bases 55 to 300 code for a protein of 81 amino acids. Lineage: Eukaryota; Metazoa; Chordata; Actinopteri; Blenniiformes; Blenniidae. The transcript is spliced from 3 exons. The record is from RefSeq and is a predicted model, not a curated record.